This is a messenger RNA of Alosa alosa (allis shad), 2191 nucleotides long. RefSeq names its product acyl-CoA oxidase 3, pristanoyl (gene acox3). The transcript is spliced from 17 exons. The coding region runs from base 28 to 2154 and encodes 708 amino acids. The record is from RefSeq and is a predicted model, not a curated record. NCBI's taxonomy places the organism in Eukaryota, Metazoa, Chordata, Actinopteri, Clupeiformes, Clupeidae. Gene Ontology annotation, cellular component: peroxisome. Gene Ontology annotation, biological process: lipid homeostasis; fatty acid beta-oxidation using acyl-CoA oxidase. Gene Ontology annotation, molecular function: pristanoyl-CoA oxidase activity; FAD binding; fatty acid binding.
AAGCCAUAAUCAAGUGCCUUGAAGAAGAUGAGUGUGCCAAGCUACUCGGAUAAAUUCAUAUUGACUGAUGGUAAUAAGGAUGACGACAUUCCAAAUUUGCCCCAUGGGCCCUUGGAUAUAUACAGGAGAAAGGCCUCCUUCAACUGGAAAGAUAUGGCCAGGUUCAUCGAUGGUGAAGAGAUCCUGGCAUUCAAGCGGAACGUGUGGACGACGCUGGAGAACGACCCGCUGUUCGCCCGGCAGCCUGGUGAGGACGUGUCGCUGGAGCGCAUGCGGGAGCUGAACUUCCGCCGCUGCAAGCAGCUGUUCCGCUACGACUUCCUGACGCGAGAUGACAUGAUGCAGACGCCCUGGAAGACCACUGUGCUCAACGACUGCCUGGGCAUGUACGAUUGGUCCAUGGGUGCCAAGUUCUUCCUCAACAAAGGCAUGUUUGGCGCGACAGUGGGCAACUCAGGAUCCAAGCGGCACGAGAAGUUUGUCCAGAGCACUGAGAACAUGAUGACCUUUGGGUGUUUUGCAUUGACUGAACUGAGCCAUGGCAGCAACACCAGAGCCAUGAGGACAACAGCCAAGUAUGACCCAAGCACACAGGAGUUUGUCAUCCACAGUCCAGACUUCGAGGCGGCCAAGUUCUGGGUGGGGAACCUGGGCAAGACGGCGACCCACGCCGUGGUCUUCGCCCAGCUGCACACGCCAGACGGGGUCUGCCACGGCCUGCACUCGUUUGUCGUCCAGGUGAGAGACCCUAAGACCCUGUUGUCCAUGCCUGGGGUCACUGUAGGAGACAUGGGCAAGAAGCUUGGCCAGAAUGGCCUGGACAAUGGGUUUGCCAUGUUCCAUAAUGUGCGGAUCCCGCGGGAGAAUCUGCUGAACAAGACGGGCGACGUGACCCCGGAGGGGAAGUACGUCACACCAUUUAAGGACCCCAAUAAGAGGUUCGGAGCGUCUCUGGGUGCCCUGUCUGGGGGGCGCGUGUCCAUCUCCAGGAUGGCGGUGGUCAACCUGAAGCUGGCCACGACCAUUGCCAUCCGCUUCUCCGCCACCCGCCGCCAGUUUGGACCCAAAGACGACGAGGAGAUCCCCGUGCUGGAGUACCAGUUGCAGCAAUGGCGGCUCAUCCCCUACCUGGCAGCGGUGUAUGCUCUGGAGCACUUCUCCAAGACCUUCUUCAUGAACUUUGUGGAGCUCCAGAUCGGCCUCAUGAUGGGGGACAAGAGCGACAGACAGGCCGAGCUGGGGAGAGAGAUCCACGCCCUGUCGUGCUCCAGUAAGCCCCUGGGCUCCUGGACGGCCCAGAGAGGCAUUCAGGAGUGCAGGGAGGCCUGUGGUGGACACGGCUACCUCGCUAUGAAUCGCCUCGGCGAGAUCCGCGACAACAAUGACCCCAACUGCACGUACGAGGGCGACAACAACGUGCUUCUGCAGCAGACCAGCAACUACCUGCUCAGCUGGCUGCACCACAAGCAGAGAGGCCAAGGCCCUAUUGAGUCUCCGCUGGAGUCGGUGAACUUCCUGGAGGACUUUAGCUCCAUCCUGCAGAGCCACUUCACCGCAGGCUCCAUGGAGGAAUGCUUGGACUCAGCAGUGCCGCUGGCAGCCUAUAAGUGGCUGGUGUGUUUCCUACUGAAGCAAAGUGAGGAGAAACUGGCUCUGGAGAAGACUAAAGCCAUGGGGGACUUUGAGGCCAGGAACAACAGCCAGGUGUACUACUGCCGUUCCUUGUCCAUCGUCUACAUCGAGCACACGGUCCUGCAGCGGUUCCACGAUCUGGUCCAUGACGCGGACACUCCAGCUGGCCUCAGACCUGUGCUGCUGCGCCUGGCCACCCUGUACGGUCUCUGGAGCCUCAGCAACCACAUGGCCAUACUGUACCAGGGAGGAUAUUUCUCUGGCAAGGCGCCUGCAGACUUCAUCCAGACAGCUAUCCUCCACCUCUGCACUGUGCUGAAGGACGAUGCGGUGGCGCUGGUGGACGUAAUCGCUCCCCCCGACUUCAUCCUCAACUCUCCCAUUGGCAAAGCCGACGGUGAGUUGUACAAGAACAUGUGGGCCGCCGUGAUGCAGGGCGAUAAAGUUCUGGAACGUCCAUCCUGGUGGAAAGAGUUCUGCUCGGACAAACCUGAAGUGGGCUCCCUCCGGGCCAAGCUGUAGGCCUGUCACUAGUGGACGGUUACCAUGGCUACCACAG